AUGGUGCGGGGGAAGGUGACGCUUCAGCGGAUCGAUGAUGGGGCGAGGCGGAUGGUGAGCUUCUCUAAGCGUCGGAGCGGUCUGCUAAAGAAGGCGCGAGAGCUCGCCGUGCUGUGCGACGCCGAGGUCGGAGUCGUAGUCUUCUCACCCAAGGGGAAGCUCUCCCACUUCUCCAGCCAGUCCAGGUACAUGCUCGCCCCCCCUCUAUCCGCCUGCUUUCCGCUUCCUGUUUGUGAAAUGCAUGCUGAUGUAUCGAUAACACCGCGAGGCGUCCGCAGAAGGUCCUUAUAUCGAUCCACGGGAAUAAUCGAAUGAAAACUCCUUGGGGAGGAACAAUCCGAGCUCUGGCUUCGAUUGUGCUUAGGUUCUUUCAAGAUUUUCUGUUCCCCGUGGCCGUCCAUUCCAUUCACCUCUCUUUAGUACCGGUGGAUCUGGUUUCCUUAUUGUCUGAUUCCCAGCCGACGACACGGUAUACGUUCUCCGUUUUCGUUCGGCGAUUAUUUUACGUAUGCUUCGAAAAAUACAGGAAAGAGGGAAAACCAGUGCAGUUGUUUUGGUGUCACCUCGAGUCUGGAUUUGAUUUGCUGGUGAGAACGCUUUCUCCUGGCCGCGGUGUCUUCUCUCUUCUUUCGUGUCUUCUCCCAACGGCGAUGUACUUCAGCUUCGCCGUAGCUUGUGGAGAGCCUCCUCCAUGUUUUUCCCUUGCUAGGAUAAGGACGGAUAAUGUUAGACCAAUGAGUAUUUAGGUCGAUUUCGGGAGCGUCGCAAAACGGGCAUUUUCCGUGAUGAAUGCACGGAAUGUCGUGGGGUUGACGCGUUUGCUCUCUCCGCAGGUGCACACGCAGAGACAGCAAGCAGAUAAACGCUGCACAGAGAGUUCUAGCCGAUGAAUAUUUCUUUGCUUCGCAAGGUUGAUGCACCUUAGAGAGACGCACACACUUUUGUGACGGUGUUCAUUUUGACACAUAUCAAAUGAAAGAAGAAAGGGCACAUUCGCAAUUUUCCUCUUUUCCCUAUCUAUGAAAUAGUCACAGAAGCCUUGUUCUCGGAAGCUUUCCCUGUGUCUAGAUUCAUGAACACGACGCUUGUGAGAGAUUGGGGGGGGGGGUUCCCUUUGACCUGUGAGCUUUAUUUUAUCCGUCCCUUCCUUCCAACACCCCGUGCCCUCCGCUUAUCUAUGGACUUAUUCGGUUUUCUAGUUGGCGUUUAUUUGUCCCCGACAAUGGUAGCUCGGGCAACCAGCAAACAACAGCUUAUAAGAUGCAUCAUCAAAAAGCUCUCUUUAUCUUUUUCAAAUAAGUUUUCACUGUGAUGAUGAGCAUACAUUUGAGCGAUGAUGAGACUUGGAAGAGUUCUUCCCUGAACCUCUCUUAAUGGCAGCCAAGCCUUCAGCAAGUAGGAAGAUUCUAAAUUGAUAUGCAUACCGUCGAACAUACCUCCGUCUUCUUUUUUGGCGGUUCUUCUUCGUUAGUUUUGGUGGCACAUCAAACUUUUCGAUAUAGCCUCCUCUCCCAGUCUUCCAUUCUCCUAUUUCAGUGGGGCCUCUUCUUCAAGAGGGAAGAGAAGGCCCCCCUCCACUGGGGGACACGAGAACUUACGUUGGUGCGGUCCGAGCAGAGCUGGUGGACUAGCUGUUCUGUAGUCUGUAGCAUCUCGAGAGGGAAUGGACGUCCAGCAAAGGGACUGAAUAUGGGGGCAAGCAUUGAGCAUCGGCAUAACUAUCAGUUCCUGAUUACCGUGUUUGACAAAUAUUAGCCGUACAUUAUUGCUUCUCUGAACGACAAUAACAGACGAUAUGCCGUAAAAUUACUCGGAUAUGUGGUUUGUAAAUGUUCAUGAAUAAUUUCUUGGUUUCCGGCAUGACACCAUAUGGUUGGUUUUUGAAUAAAAUCCUCGUGGUAAGCUGGAAAAACUGAGGACCGGAUGUAUUUUAUCCCCACUGAGGAAUUAUGCAAUGGGUGUCAUUGUCAUUCAACCUUCGGAUCAGAUAGCAUGUUAUUAUUUCUAUCCGCUUUGCCUUUUUCACUUUGUAGACACCCAUGAUGUUAAGUUAUUCAGUGAACUUUGCGCGAAAGUCUAGACGGUUUUUGGGCGAUUCUUAUCUUUUUCAUGUGAGGGAUGCCUUGUUCGCACUCGUGAAUCCUCAUCUCCCUUUGACCCUUCGCCUUCGCAACCCUUUCAUCUUCCUGAUUGCUGAAACUUUUCACCUCCCUGGAGCGUUGAAUGUUUAAAAUUCGUUACAAACUCCUCACCUUCUCAUAUUCUAGGGAGACUCUUCACCUCUCUGACCAGAACAUUUCAUCCAUCCUUAUAAAUAGCCAGCUCUGUCGCCAUGCCUCAUUGCCCUAAGCAACACAUUAACCUCCUUUCCACAUAAUCUUACAUUCCAGGCCGGUUGGAUAUCGGUGUAGCUCCAUUCUCUGGUAAAUUCUCUUUCCUUAUUCUUUCUCCCAAUAAGAUACAACACGGACUAGCAGGUGAUACUCUUGUACAGUCCCCCGGCUUGAUCUUCCACACGUGAAGCUUAUCUCAGAGAUGACCAAAUGCAUGUUAAACAAGAAAGAAUGAUCAGGGAGGUGAUAGCAUUUUAUACAGUCAUGAAGAAAGAUCAGGGAGGUGAUAACAUUUUAUACAGUCAUGAAGAAAGAUUAGGGAGGUAGCAAGAUUUUACACAGUCAGGAAAUAUUGGGGAAUCUAUCCCAACGACAAGUCAGUCAAUUUUCACUUCUCUCUUUCUCCAUUAGUCAUAUUGUUUUCCCCCCAAGUCCCUCAAUUGGCUCAUCAACUCAUGUUUAUUCCCUCAACAGCCCUCGCUUUAAUUCAAGUGGCCAUAUGGCCCAAUAGUGAUAGCAGUGAAUGAUUUUUCUGUGCGCAAAAAAUCAUCCCUCCAGAAAAAAAUUCAUCUGUCUACCCCCAUUUUAGAAAAAAUCCAUCCCUCUACUAGUUCAAUUAUAAAGAUGAUGAAACCUUUAUCCUCACAAUCCGUGGUUGUUUUACUUCUUGAAUUUAUGGACCACUAAGAGAAUACCGAGGAAAACGAGAGGUGGCGGUAAAGAAUAAGUGUGAUUAUUGGCGACGAACUGAUUUGAGUAAAGAUAAUGUUUUUGACAGAGGUUGGAUAUCAGUAAAAGUGCGAAUCAAUUAGUAUUGGUUUGAAUUUAUUCCCCCCUAACCUUCUGGGGCUUUUGGCACUAGAGACCAUUGAAAGGUUGGGUGAACCUUUAAGCGGGCUAUUUAUUAUGUUGUCAAUCUGCAUAACUUGCAAAUUUCAUUUCAUAGUUUUGGGACUGGACUCUAGAAAUGGAUGUGAAGAGGUUUAUUGGUUCAGGUGCUUCAUGGGCUUUCAGCCCAUUCUAAACUCAAUAAUAAAUCAUGAUCUUAUGGAUAUUUGUUGGAAUCUCUAGUUGGACAUUUUUGCAUAUCUUUCUUGAUAAUUUAGUGAGAAAAUAUAUCAUGCGCUGAUCAAAUUGGGUGAUAUUGAUGGAUGCCCCUAAGAAAGGUUUUCGAGUUAGUUAUUUCUGUUACCAUUAAUUUCGCAUCUAAGAUGGUGGAAUUGAAGAAAGUGAGGAGAAAAUUACAUCAUAUGAUGUUGAACACUUCUCAUUUUUAUCAUCAAAGUAUUAGGAACAAAAGCAUUUGCAUGUUCUUAGAACAUUAAUUGACAAGCAAUGUUAGCAGCUUAUGGUACCCUAAGUGUGUGUGGCAUAAAACACAUGGUAAAGCUUAUUAAAUAUUGAACUCUUCUCACAGGCUUAUAUUCACCCUGCUUUUAGCGAUUUACACUACUUUUCCUAUGGAGGGGUGUGUUGUUUUAGCAUCAUAAUAUUUAGUUUGCAGCUCAUAUCUUCUACUUGUAGUUUUUGUUGAACAAAGUUGACUUAGUUUGACCUUAAUUCUAGGAUACUCAAGUGAAGUAAUGGCUAUGUAUGGUUGUAUUUCUCGUCUUUCAUGCUGAAAUUUUAUUGCCCCCCUCCCAUGAGUAUUAGGGGAUCUUCCUUUUGACAAUAAAUGAAAAAAAUGCCUCUUUUGAUGUAUCUGAUGAAAUGUUGAAAUGAAAUAUUUACAAAAAUGGCUUUUAUUGAAAGGUCUACCUUCAAAAUAAUUUGUGAGAAUAUGUGUUGACCAUAAAUUAGAAUCGUGCACUUUCCUUUAUAAAAUUAGAAUUCUACAAUUUAGGUAUUAUUUAUGCCAUGAUUAUAUACUUUGUUUGAGCAUUUAAGGUGGCAUAAUUUUUUUUUAUGUUAUUACAUUUUCCUCAAAGGUAUAAUAUCAUCAAGUAGGAUUUGUUUUGCAUUGAGGUUAUAUCAAUUUAACUCUUGGAUAAUCCUCUUUUUUGAGGUGGUUCUAGAAAGUAAUCUUUAAGAAGGCCCAAUUGAGUGCCCAAUUGAGUGCACUCUUGGAUAAUAGUCUUUAACAUGGUGUCUUUUUGACCUAUGCAAAUGUUCUCAUACAUUGAUAAUGAAUUCUAAAAGUUUAACCUGGUGAAUAACAUUGUAAGACACCUGUAUGUAAUUUUUUUUUGAUAGGAGUUCAUAAAUUUACUAAUCUUAUUGCAUUCUUCAUAAAUUUACUACUUGUUUUGCUUAGUUGUGUGCAAUUAAUUGAAAACAAUUAGGGGAUCCUUUUUCAAAGGGGGUACACAUGAUCGUAUGUCAUUGUCUUUUAGAGCUUUCCUUUUUUUCCAUGAUUUUUUCCCUUGUUAACUAAGGCGAGGACUUAUAUGAAAAAGGAAGAAAGACUAAAGGUAAGUAAUAAAGAAGGUAUUCUGGGUGUAAACUCUUGUUACUUCUUACAUAAAGAAUUGCAUUGUCAUGAAUGGGGCAUAGAGUGUUUUAAGAAGACAAUAAAUAACCAAUGUUGUCCAUUCAACUAGGCAUAAUUCGUUGGCCUAAGGCAAUGAGAGAUAAAUUCCAACAAGAUGGAGAAGGAUUAUCAUAUUUGUUUUGUUUUAAUGUGAAUAUGUAAUUUCAACACGAAACAUCAUUAAUUAUUUUGUAUUUUAAUUUAAUUUUAAUCCCCAUACCUUAUUUUAUGUAUUUUACUUAGUACUGCUACCUUAUUAAAAGUUAGCUUCCCUUGGGUUCUAACUAAAUAUUUUUAGGAUAAUAGAAGCAUGCCAAACAAAAAUGAAAAAUGAAAAAUGAAAAAUGAAAAAUGCCAGACAAAGUGAAUGUAAGAACAAAUUUGGUAGAGUCUCCUUGAACAUUGAUGAGAAACCUUGAGACCUUUUUGAGCUUGAGAUGUCAAUAGGGGUUCAGGAUCAUAGAUAUUUGAAUUCGUGGAAGCCUCAUCAUCUCUUUUUACACUCUUUUGUGUUAUCAAUUCUUUAUUUCUUUGCACAAAAUCGUGCAAAAAAUCUAUUUUCCUUUCUUUAUGGGGAGAUUUUUACUAGAGUUUUCAUGAAAUGACUUUAGAAUUUGGGGCAUGGUGACCAGAGAUUAUUGAUUUGGUACUUAUCACAAACAUUUAAAUAACGGUGGCGCAUGAGAUGCUAUUCUUCGUUCAAUCCAGCCUACAAGAUAGGGUAGGGUAUUUUGCUAGGUAAAGAUAUGAUACUAAUUGGCUCAAAGAUUUUUCUAAAAAAGUAAAUUAAUAGUUCAGUCCUUAGGAGAAUUGGUGUAAAACAUCCUCCUUUUAAGGAAAACAUUUAUCUGAUAUUCAAAACAUUUAAAAUUAAGCAUGAUGAGAGUAAUAGCUAAAGUUUAGGGUGAAUGACAGGAAUGAGGACAUUAACAUGCUAAUUUUUUAUUAUGGAGUUCUUCUAAAUGUAGAUACAAAUUUGUCAUUGUAAGAUUUGGACUAUAUGGAAGGUGUUCAUUGGGAGAUAGAAAUUGCUUAAUUUAAGUUAGUGUAUUAAAUUAGAUAAAUAUUUCAUAAACUUCUCUUUUAAUGGUAAAGAGGUCUUGAUGUCAACAUUUGAGUGAAGGAAAAACUUUGAAAUGCUUAUUUUGUUGUUCUCUCUAUCUCCUUCCCUCUCUCAAUCUUGUUAGGUUCAAUUAUUUUGUAGAAUAAACUAGGUAUAUAGUAACAAUAUGUAUGUUAUGUUAAUGAUAAUUGGUUAGACAUGUGAAUGUCAUAGGUAACCUUGUCAUGUUUCAUCGUAAAGAGAAACACAAAGUGAUGGUGGAGAAGCCAACUCACAAGUGCCCUAACUCCAAAUCGUUGUCAUGUCCUCAAUGACAUUUUUCUAGGUCACACUUGAUAGCCUCUUGAUAAUUCAAGAUUUAAGUGAUAAAGAAUAUAAAAUGGUGAGUGAAAUUUCUAUAAUAAUUUAUGUAGUGAUAGGUAAAUAAUUAUUUGAGGAAAUUGAGAGGGUAAUUUGUAAAAAGCUGUUGCAGAUUGAUGAAUAUACUUGGAAUAUAUACUUGGAAUAAAUAAAACUAAAAAAACUUGAAAAACUACAUGAAUUGAAGGUGGAGAAGUGUUAAUAACUGUUGAUAAAUAAAUUAUCGGUGAGGUUAAUGAUAUCACCUCAAUAGGACUUCAAAAAUGAACAAAAGAUAAUGAGGCAACAAUUUGUCUCACUUACAUUGUUUUUAUGUCCAUUAUGUACACAAUAAGCCAUUCCUUAGUAUUCUUGUUUAUUAUCUGUAGAUAUUUUGUCUCUUAACUAAAUUACUAUCAUACGAAAUGUGACAUAAAAGAUGUGAAGUUAAUGGUUUCUACUUAAAAGUCAUAAAAUAUUAAGUACUUGGAGAUGGAGUGAUAGUGAGAUUUGUAGUAGUUGUAGUCUAGUUAUUAACAAGUACACCUAUUUGUCGUACAAACUAUCCAAAUUUUUCUCAAACUAUCUUUGUACACAAUGUGCAGUCUUAAUGAAUGAAGUAUUAUUUACCAUGAUUGUGAUCUUCAUGGCUUCUCCAUGGCUCACUUCUAUUAUUACAACUUCUUCUACAACUAUUGUUUUGUGUGAAAAAUAAGCAUAAUUGAGGAACUAAAUCUUCAGGUAGUAGUUGGCUUUAACACAACAAAAGUUGGAAGUUGACCUGAAACUCCUCAUUAUUUAUGUUUCUAUGGUACAUUUGACACUAAAGAUUUCUAGAGCCUCAAUUUGUGGCAAAAAUAUAUGGACAGAAGAUAAAGCACAAAAACAAUAAUAAAUAAUAAACCAUUACACCAUUUAAAGUUAAACAUAUGAUUGAUUCUGAUUUUCAAUUUGUGGAGAUAGUAGUGCCGAAAUAAUGUCAAGACAUCAAGCUUCCUCAAUGAGGCAUUUAGCAGGACUCAAUGUGCCUAACUUAUAAAGAAAUAUCAUCAGAUUAGUGGUGCCGUCAUGUCAAAGUUUCAUCUUUUGCGAUUGACUAUUUUUACGUGUUGAUGUCAAAUCUCUCACCCCAUGAUCAUAGUGGGGUGCAUCACACAAUUAUGCAGUUGUAGUGGGUACAUUGUGAAGUUAUCACAUCUUGCAGUGCAUUAUCUUGUUAAGAUGCGACGAGAGAGAGAGAGAGAGAACUCUUAUUGUCAUCCUACCUAGAUACUAUGUAGAUUUAAGAAAGUAGAAUUAGGAUACAUGUGUCAUUUAACCAAAACUCAUUAAAAUUGGAGGAAGAGGAAGAAUUUGACACAAUAGGUUGCUGUGUUGCAACUAGAUAUGAUGUUAUAUAAUCCAUAUACAAAUGAGUUUGACAAUAUUGAAAAACAAUAAAUCUAUUGAUGUAAAUAGUGGUUGUUUACUCAUUGAAUUACAUUAUCUUUCAUAUUAAUCUUAUUCUAUUUGCUUUUAGUGAGUACAUGACAUUAUCUUUUUCUUAAAUUUCAGCUUGGAGCAAACCUUUGAGCGCUGUAAAAGGUUUUUAGACGAGGAAAAAAAAGUGAAGAACAAUGUUCUUGCACGAAAGGUAUUAUUUACUCAGCUCUAUGUUUGACAACAUUGUGUGCUUACCCAUGUGUCUUUUUUUCCAAUUAACUUUUGACAAUUAAAUACAAUGUCAAAACAAUAUAUUGACUGGUCCAUAAAUAAAAGGGCCCGAAUUUGAUUUUUUUGAUGACUAUGAGUAUGUGAAUGUCUUUUAAGUCAAACAUCUGAUGCUUAUGACUCUAUGAUGAUAUAGUUUCUAUUAUAUGCAAGACAAGUAUUUUAGCAUUAGUCUUGCAACUAUGGAACGUGCAUGAAGAUAGACAUGUUAUAGAACCAAUGCUUGAACCAAAUUGGGUCAUGUUCUGUGGUAACUCUUUGUGGCGCAUAGUUUUGAACCUGUCUGCCUGGAAACUUUUCUGAUGAAAUCUAAUGAAGUACUACACACUUUUCUUAUUAAGGUUAAGGGUGUAGAAUUUGCAGAUCAUGAAAUGAAACAUGGACUUAAGGUAGACCAAAGGUAAAAUCAUCAGCCAAACAGCAUACGAAUAUUAGCGUAGUCCUAACACCAGCAAGGCUUUGCAGGGUUCUCGAUGAUGGAUUCGUUGAACAAGAUAUAAAUGAGCUCACAAAGUUAGAGGACCAAUUGGAGAGUGAACUGAGGAAACUGAGGCUGAGAAAGGUUAGUUUCUUCUUCACCAGUUCUUAUCCAGCACCUUGGUUAAUCUUUUACUAUCUCAAUAUACUUGAAUGAUUUUCGAUUAUAUUUUUAAGGUUAUAACAUCACAGUCAGUCCUUAAUUUUUAAACCUGACAUUAUAAGGAUAUUAUUAAUUGUAUCAGCUUGAUGAUUGCCACAAAAGCCGAAGUAAAAAAUUGGAUUGCACUGACGAAUGGGGAAAGAGCUGAUUUAUGGGCAAGUCAUGUUUAAUAUUUUUUCCCAUGAAUUAUCGAUAACAUUCCAAUAGGAUGUUUGAAUUUUUCAGGUAAUAUUCAAAUGACUUCCACUCUAUGAAUUACUGUCAUUGAAAUAAAAGAGAGGAUAAGUAGAGUCGAAAUACAGUAAAUAUUUCACGCAUGUAAAAUAGCGUGGAAAAACCAUUAGAAACUUAAAAAAUGUACCAUUGAAGUAAAAAUUUUCCUAAUUUGUUUGUCCAUAAAUCGGCAAAAAAUACACCCAUAAUCUUUUAAAAAUCCCAAGAAAAUGUGUGGAUUCUACAUUGCAUGCUCUGAUAGCAUGUUCUGAUCAAUAUAGAGAUAUAAUUGAGCAUUAUGACAGAUGAGUCUGAGACAAUUCUCAGCAUUUCAGGUGUCCACCCUUAUUUCGCACUCUUUGAGACAAUCAGUUCAUACUCCCUGCUCCUAAUCGUUAUAUGAGUCGCAUAAAUGGGCAGGUCAGAUUUGACAAAAAAUAAGCCUGAUUGUCUCAUAAAAGUUCUGUGAAAGACCUGUUUAUUUCCUUUGGCUUGGAUGUAUAUUCAAUAAGUUACCGACUUGUUUUACUCCGGCUGGGCAUGCCUAUAAUAUAAUGCCCCCUUUUCUCCCUAUUUUCUGGAUCAUAAAACGUGUGGAGAAUGAUACAAUACUUCACCCAUGAUGCCUAUGGGCCAAGGAUAAUUUCUCUUUGCGUGCUUUCUUUGUUUCAUUUUCAGAAAUAAAGGUCUCAGGAAGAUACUCCCGGACAACACGCACACACAGACAGACAAACACGAACCUCAUUCUCAUGACAAAUUUAUAACGCCAAAAUCUUACUUUUCCUAAUUUCUAAAGGAAGAAAUGUUUGCCUUCUUUCCAAUAGGCAUCAAACUGGGUUAUACCCUUGUUUUAUAAAUUGAAGGUUGUUCUAAAUUUCCCUAGCCAUAAUCUGACUUGAAGCAAACGACAAGGGAUUUACUGGCCCGAAAAUAUUUCCAGUGAUUCCCGCUGGUUUUAACUUUUUUUUUUUUCUUUUGAUAUGUGAAAAAAUGUUGGCUCAUAUUGCGACACUGAGGAAAAAGACCUCACUUUUGUGGUUUCUUCAUUUUCAGAAAACCCUGUUAGAAACCCUGAUAGAUCCAGAUUUUGGUCAUCUUCUAGUUGGGAAGGCAUGUAAACAGGUUUCAGCUUUGAAAUGUUGAAGCAAUGCUCAAGAAGUAACAUAGAUCAAUGAUCAUGGGAAGCAAAUAUCCAUACCUGAACUUACCAUUUGAUUUGCUUGCCUUCAAAAUACUACACCAAAAUAUCAAUCACUUAAUUCAAACAGAAGAAAAAGGAUAUGAUUUCUGUAAAUUUUGAAAAGCCAUUAUAGAAACUGAAUACACUUAGGGUUGCCGUAACCAGAAGCCUUGGAGAACAGAAGUAAAUGUAGCGAGCAACAUAUGGGGAGUGAUAUGAUAUUGGUGAUGAUAAAGCAGGAAAUGGAUGCCUAAAAGCGAUUGUGAUGGAGUUUUGCACACCGUUUCCAUCCACGUUCAUGCAAUCAUGUCGAUAAAUAUUUACAGUUGGAGGAAUCCAUUGGAUCUGCCUAGUUAGCUGUUUUUUUAGGAGCGUUAUGCAGCAUGCAUGUAGAUUUUCAAAAUUUUCUGGUUUCCCCCACUCCGCGUGUCUCGUGAUUAAUUCCUCCGGAGAAAUAUUCUGUGACUGUUUCAAAGAAGUUGACUCAUUGCUGAGAUGCUUUGUUCUUAAAUGCAGACGGCACUUCUGAAGGAUUCCGGUGCAAACCUUAAUGAUCCGGUACGUUGCCUGAUGAAAGACCUCUACUGGGUUCACCAAUCAAUUCCUGUAUACUAUCUACGAUGACUCUUGUUUUUUGGUGAGGUGAAUGUGGUGAUUUUUUUUAAAAAAAGUCAGAUUGAUGGUUAAGCAAUUAUCAUCAACUGACGAAUACAAAAAAAUUAGGAAGCUUCAUUCAGAUCGUUUGAUGAAUUCCCGGUCGGUAAGAACACCAACUGACAUGCUCCAAGGUUCAAAAAUGACCUGCAACAGAAGGUUGUUGUUUUAAAUCCAUGCGCAUGUAAAUUUCCGUGAACUUCAAUAAAUUAAAGCGAUGAAUACGACCAGACCUACUUGUGCAGUACCAUAUUUUUAGAUCAUGACUUAUAUUAUAACAUCAAAUCGGAGUAGUCUCGUCUACUUUUUUUGUCUUCCACCAUCUGUUUAUGUCUCCACAGGAGAGAACACUGGUCUGCGAGCGAAAGCAGCUGCGAUCGGUAUGUUACCUCCCGACUCCUCCCGGACAGCACGUACAAAGAGAGAGUGAGGGGAUAAAGAGAGAGAGAUGCUACGACAUAACCUUGUUUCAUGCAGUGCCGUUCAUCCUUGUUUCCUGUCAUGCUGUGGCCAGGUGAUGGCUACUGACCAGGGCAAAGACGAGGAAGAUGGACCUCGUAACAGCCAGAGGGCCCCCGAAAGCGGCGGCGGCGGCGGCGGCGGCGGCGGCGGCGGCGGCGGCGGCGGCGGCAGCAGCAGCAGCAACGCCGCAUCGCCGCCGGGCCCUCUCCGGACGCUGCAGCUGUUCAUGGACCCGAAGCUGUUGACGUGA
Molecule: messenger RNA, 11314 nt
Organism: Spirodela intermedia
Lineage: Eukaryota; Viridiplantae; Streptophyta; Magnoliopsida; Alismatales; Araceae
Source: the annotation of a GenBank genome assembly